CCAUUGCAGCUUUUGAUGGAGACAUCUGGCGACUGUAGCAGCCCAUAUGUCAGGGUGACUCCUGGGUUCCUGACACAUCUGCAAGAUUUGGAGCCCCAAGUGGCAAGAAGACGCUUAUCUCAGGCACGACACCGGGCUACGCUGGCAGGACUCUUCAACAACCUGCGGAAAACUGUGUUUUCUCAGUCAGACAAUUCAGCAUCAAAGUGUCAGGUUUUGCGUAAAGCUAAGAAUUAUAUCCAGGAGCUGGAGCAAACCUUGGGUACCUUGCUGAAGAUGAAAGAGUCCUUCAAUCUGGAGGAUGGGAACCCGUCCAGCUUGGAGGAAGUCAAGGAGGAAUAUGUCAAGAUGUACUUCAGCGAUCACAGUACUGCAUCCCCUUCAGAUGCCAUGAGUGAGAGUGGCUCUACGGUCUGGUAUUUGAUUCAAGAAUAUGAAAAAAACUCAGUGGAAGAGGAUGGGAAGCCAAGACUUAUCCAGUCCCCAGCCACUUCAUCUCCUGAUCUGAUGGAGUUUGAACGGUACCUGUAUUUUUAUAAACAGACCGUGGACCUGCUGGUUGAGAAUGGGAUUGUGUGUACCGAAGAGGUCACUCUUCCUGUGGUCUCCACAGCUGUUUCCCACCUAUGGCAGAAUCUGCCAGAGGAAAGGAGAAACAGCGUCUUGCAGUACUGUAGUCAGAGACAAAAUAUACUCCCAGAUCCUCAGGCAGCCUGCACUGAAGGCAGUGUGAGGAACAGCAGAGCUAAUAGUCAAGAAGCCAGUGGUUCAUUGGUAUCCACGCCCGAGGAGAUACUAUUUGAAGAUGCAUUUGAUGUUGCUGCUGGCUUCCUUGACAGAAACGAGACUCAACAAGCAUCCAGUCCAGGCUCCAUGUUCGCAGGCUGCACCUCAGAAAAUCCAGAGGAUAACCACCGGCUCUACUUGCAGAUCACUGGUUUCUUAAAGGGUCUUUUCUUUGCUAACACACAGUUUCCCCAGGAAGAAGCUCUUCAGUUUGACUACGAGACCGUGAUGCUGCAGUGCACGGAGACCUUUGAUGAUGAAGAUUUGUAA
Malaclemys terrapin pileata is the source of this 1056-nucleotide messenger RNA. RefSeq names its product stimulated by retinoic acid 8 (gene STRA8). The record is from RefSeq and is a predicted model, not a curated record. The transcript is spliced from 8 exons. Gene Ontology annotation, biological process: meiotic cell cycle; cellular response to retinoic acid. Gene Ontology annotation, molecular function: protein dimerization activity. Bases 16 to 1056 code for a protein of 346 amino acids. NCBI's taxonomy places the organism in Eukaryota, Metazoa, Chordata, Testudines, Emydidae.